GUUGCAUUGGAUGCGUGUUUUUUCUUGAUGUCACUAGCCAUUCCAGAGUAACAUUGUCAGUCAUUGCCUCACAACCAAUGGUAAGUUUGCAUUGGCUGGACUCGCUGCUGCUCCUCGAGUCCCUCCUCGUGCUGUCCUCGCCGUGCACGCGCGUGGUACCCACGGUCGUGAGGAGGAGGAGGAUGUUGCGCGCGAAGGGGAAAUGGCUGCCGAAAACAAGCCGGAAGAUGAACAUGGACAUUUGAAAAUAUACCUGCCCAAAAAGCUGCUUGAAUGUCUACCAAAAUGCUCGUCGCUGCCAAAGGAGAGACACAGGUGGAACACCAAUGAGGAGAUUGCAGCUUACUUGAUAACAUUUGAAAAGCAUGAGGAAUGGCUAACGACGUCCCCUAAAACAAGGCCACAGAAUGGGUCGAUGAUCUUGUACAACAGGAAGAAGGUGAAGUACAGAAAGGAUGGCUACUGUUGGAAGAAGAGGAAAGAUGGGAAGACCACGCGGGAGGAUCACAUGAAGCUCAAAGUCCAGGGAGUGGAGUGUCUGUAUGGCUGUUACGUCCACUCCUCCAUCAUCCCCACUUUCCACCGUAGGUGCUACUGGCUGCUCCAGAACCCUGACAUCGUGCUUGUCCACUACUUGAAUGUGCCGGCCAUAGAGGAUUGUGGGAAGCCAUGCGGGCCAAUCCUGUGCUCCAUCAACACGGACAAGAAGGAGUGGGCCAAGUGGACCAAGGAGGAGCUGAUUGGCCAGCUCAAGCCCAUGUUUCAUGGCAUCAAGUGGACUUGCAGCAACGGGAACAGCAGCUCUGGCUUCUCAGUGGAGCAGCUGGUGCAGCAGAUUCUGGACAGCCACCAAACCAAGCCAACUCCCCGGACCCACAACUGCCUCUGCACAGGCACCCUGGGCGCAGGGAGCAGUGUGCACCACAAGUGCAACAGCGCCAAACACCGCAUCAUCUCCCCCAAGGUGGACCCCCGUGGAGGCUACAGCAGCGGUCACUCUGAGGUCCAGAACAACGACGUGUCCGAGGGCAAGACCGAGCACAGCAGCCAUGGAGGGGGGGGUAAAAGUUACGGAGGGGGAGGGGGCAGCGCCAGGGAGAAACGCAAUGGCAAGAUUCCCAAGCCUGUUCUCCUGCACCAGAACAGCACGGAGGUGUCUUCUACCAACCAGGUGGAGGUCCCUGACACCACCCAGAACUCCCCCGUGUCCAUCAGCAGCGGGCUGAACAGCGACCCAGAUAUGGCUGACAGUCCCGUGGUGACGGGCAUGGGCCACGUGGCUUCCGUCCUGUCCAGCCUGUCCCAGAGUGUAUUCAUGUCCGAGGUGACCGGGGACCCAGGCUACAGCAUGUCCCCCAAUGGGGGCCCCAACGCCCACCUCAUGGGCCCCGACGCAGCCUCUCAGGGACUGGGGUUGUCCGGUGUGGUGGCAGACAACCACAAGUUUGCCUUCCCUAGCGGAGGGGCUGGGGAGGGUCCCGGGGGGGCAGGGGGAGCAGGGGGAGCAGAUGGGCUGUCCAUGCUGUCUGCAGCCGGUGUGUCUGAGGAGCUGGUCCUGUCCAGCAGCCUGGAUGCCGGAGGCAUGAAGAUACCUGAGACCACCAUGAACUUUGACCCUGACUGCUUCCUCAACAACCCCAAGCAGGGCCAGACCUACGGGGGCAGCAGGCUGAAGGGGGGCGGCAGCUCCUCCUCUUCCUCCUCUUCCUCCAAUGGCACCAACGGCAGUAUGCAGCGCUCUCCAUCCAUGUCAGACUCUGGAUACAGCUUCAACUCUGCUCUGGUGAAGAACAUCAAGACGGAGGACAUGUCCUUCGAGCAGCAGCUGGCCACAGAGCAGGGCUAUCAGGUGGGGGCGGUGGUGAGCUGUGGAGGAGGUGGAGCUGGUUCCUCUGGGACUGGUUCAGCGCAGGGCUCCCUCGGCCUGACCCCGGCUGGCUCUCUGCUGCCCUCUGGAGGAGGCCUGAGCCCCAGCACCACCCUGGAGCAGAUGGACUUCAGCGCCAUCGAUGCCAAGCAGGAAUACUCCUCCGGGGCUGGGUCAGUGGGCUAUGGCCAGGCUAUGAACAGCCCCCACCUCUCCCACCAGAGCCACUCGCCCAGCUUCUUCCUCCAGGACACCCAGCAGUCCGGCCAGGCCCAGCAGGGCAGGUCCUCCAUGGGCCAGAAGACUCAUCUGAUGGAGCACAACUCCCACGACUCCACAGCCUACAUGGGCCUGCAGGUGGUCAAGACGGACUCCCCUGGCAUUAACGGCCAUCUCCACCACCACCACCAGAGCCACCACAGGGCCAACUGCAACGGUGGCUCCCCCACCGAGGGGCCAGGGCAGGGGCCUGGGUCUCUCCAGCUUCUGCAGUACCAGGGGGGCUUCCCUGGGCUGGGGCCAGAGCAUGAGGAGGUGGUGGGUCUGGAGCAGCCAGGCAGCGUGGGCUCAGGCCAGGCAGGGGGAACAGAGAAUGGAGAGGGCCUACUGAAGCCUGGGGAUCACCUCCAGGCCUGUGGAGGAGGCAACCCAGAGGGAGGAGGGACAGAGCACUACCUGCAGCAGGCCAACGGUGGAGGAGGUCAGGGAGGUGGAGGAGGAGGGGAAGGAGUGACCAUGCAUAACGGAAAUGGCAUCAACAACGACGGCAGCAGCCGCUCACAGCAGCAGCAGCAGCUGCAGCCCCUCCUCCAGGGGGCUGGGAUGGUCCAGGGCCUCUACAACACUGUGGGUCCCCACCAGGGCCUGGGCGGAUCGGGCUCUAACGGGGGAGCAGGAGGGGGAGGCAUGGAGAUCAGCUUGGACCACUUCGACAUCUCCUUUGGAAACCAGUUCUCUGACCUCAUCAAUGACUUCAUCUCUGUGGACGGUAGUGGAACCAACAUGGCUGCCGGGGGAGCUCUUUACAACCACCAGCUGGUGGCCAACCACGGCUCAGACAGUCAGGCCACGCCUAGUGGAGCUCCCCAGCAGGGCCAGGAGGACGGAGGGGUAGGAGGGGCCCGGGGGGCAGGAUACAGCCCCUCAGAGCUCUGUCUCCAGCCCUGCUGCAGCCCUCAGUCUCUAGGUGCCGGGGCUGGGGGUGCAGGGACGGAGUCAGGCUCUCUGGCAUACAUGGACGUGGCGGAGGUGGUGUCUGCAGCCGUGGCCCACGGGGCUCUGGGGAUGUUGCAGGCCACAGGGAGACUCUUCAUGGUCACUGACUACUCGCCCGAGUGGUCCUACCCUGAGGGAGGAGUGAAGGUGCUCAUCACUGGUCCAUGGCAGGAGGCCAGCUCUAACUACAGCUGCCUGUUUGAUCAGAUAUCUGUCCCUGCCUCUCUCAUCCAGCCUGGGGUGCUGCGCUGCUACUGCCCAGCUCAUGACACUGGGCUGGUGACACUGCAGGUGACUGCCAGUAACCAGAUCAUCUCUAACUCAGUGGUGUUUGAGUACAAAGCCCGCGCUCUGCCCUCACUGCCCUCCUCACAACACGACUGGCUCUCACUGGACGAUAACCAGUUCAGAAUGUCCAUCCUGGAGCGCCUGGAGCAGAUGGAGAGACGGAUGGCAGAGAUGGCCUCCCAUCACCAGCAGGGCAGCGGAGGAGGUGCAGGAGGAGGAGGGGGAGCAGGAGCAGGUGGAGGAGGAGGAGGUGGUGGUCACAACAGCCAGACACAGUGUGUGUCAGGGCAGGGUCAGGCGGGCAGCAGCUUUGAGAGCCGUGUGGUGGUGGUGUGUGAGAAGAUGAUGAACCGGGCCUGCUGGGCCAAGUCCAAACACCUAAUCCACUCCAAGACCUUCAGGGGCAUGACCCUGCUCCACCUGGCCGCUGGGCAGGGCUACGCCACCCUCAUCCAGACACUCAUCAAGUGGCGCACCAAGCAUGCAGACAGCAUUGACCUGGAGUUGGAGGUCGAUCCCCUCAAUGUGGACCACUUCUCCUGCACCCCUCUGAUGUGGGCGUGUGCCCUAGGUCACCUGGAAGCGGCAGUGGUCCUGUAUAAAUGGGACCGACGGGCCCUGGCCAUCCCUGACUCCUUGGGACGCCUGCCCUUGUCCAUCGCCCGCUCCCGCGGCCACACCAAGCUGGCCGAGUGUCUGGAGCAGCUGCAGAGAGAGGAACAGCAGCCCCCUGCACCUCUGCCCCCCACCACACGCAUGUCCUUCUCCCCCACCCCCCACGACGCUCCCACCUCAGACAGCUGGAUGGUCACAUGGGCCAGCGACGGCGUGAUGGCGCCCGGCGGGAAGAAAGGAGGCUCCACCACGGCCACCUCGAGCAACCUCAACCCAGACUUGAGAAGGCCGCGAUCCGAGCCCUCCAACUACUACAGCAGUGAGUGCCAGCGAGACCUGCCCCUGGCCAAGAAACACAAGCCAAACCCAGAGAUGUUCCAGGCCCGGCCCGACAAGGCCAUGUCUGUCCCACUGAGCCUGGAGCAGCAGCAGCUACACAAGCUGUCCUUCAGCCCCAAGAGCCUGUCCCAUGAGGGCCUCAGCCCAGACAAGAGCCUCUCCGGUGGGGCAAGUGCUGGAGAAUCCGGAGGAACCAAGUGGCGCUCCAGGGAGGGUUUCUCCAGUGGGGGCUCAGGCAGGAAGGGCUCGGGGGGCUCUGGGGGCAGCAGCCUGGGAAAGGAGAAGCUGGCUAUCAGGCUGAGACAGAGGGAACAGCUGGGGAACAUGCUGGUGAUAGCUGAGAGAGAGAUGGUGAGCACUGAGCUGCUGUCCUACAGAGAAGAUCUGGAGAACCAGGACUGUAUGACACAGAUGAAUGACCUGCAGGUGAACAUGAUGACUCUGGCAGAGCACAUCAUUGAGGCGACCCCAGAGAGGAUCAAGAGGGAGAACUUUGUGGCCCUGGACGGGGUGCCCCUGGACAGUACUGGGGUCAGCAACACCAUGAGCUGGUUGGCCAGUUACCUCGGAGACGUGGAACAGCUGCCCAGCAUUAUACAUCUACGAUCUCUGUACAGUGGACCUCUCGCUCCGUCCUCCAGCCCAGGGGGGUCUCCCCUGAGGGAGGGGUCCAUGGGGAGGCCCACCCUGCCCCCCCCGGCCGACUGGAGCGAGUUCCUCCAGGCCUCCAACAGCAAGGUGGAGAGAGACCUGGCCCAGCUCACCCUGUCCGACCCCGAGCAGAGGGAGCUGUACGAGGCCGCCCGUCUAGUCCAAACUGCCUUCCGCAAGUACAAGGGGCGCCCAUUCAGAGAUCAACAGGAAGUAGCUGCGGCCGUCAUUCAGCGUUGUUACAAGAAGUACAAACAGCUUACAUGGAUAGCCUUGAAGUAUGCACUUUAUAAGAAGAUGACGCAGGCCGCCAUUCUUAUCCAGAGUAAGUUCCGCAGCUACCAGGAGCAGAGGAAGUUCCAGCAGAGCAGGCGGGCGGCCGUGCUGAUCCAGCAGUACUACCGCGGCUACAAGGAGUUUGGCAGGCUCAGGCCCCACCGCAGAGGAGCCGCCGCCGCCCUGGUGCAACAUAAACUCAGAAGUAGUCUGCUCUCCAAGAGGCAGGAUCAGGCUGCCAGGAAGAUCAUGAGGUUUCUACGCCGCUGCCGCCACAGCCCCUUGAUGGACCAUAGACUGUUCAAGCGGAGUGAACAAAUCGAAAAGGGCCAAGGAACAUGAGAACCCUCAGAAGAGCCCCCUCACAAUGUGACAUCACUCUCCUCCUUUUCUUUCCCCCCUUUGUACCCAAGACAUUUUACAAGAGAAGAAAAUAAACAGUUCAGUGAAAACACUGCGAUUAUUAUUACAACUAUGACAGCGUGACUGAUUCCACUUCGAUUACAUGUACAACAACAACAGCAUUUUUCACGUUUAUCUAUCGUUGUGUAUGUUGGAGAGUGGCAACUUCUUCUGUAGAAUUCUAAACUAAAGGAGAAGAAGCUGUGGGGGGCAGAACAUUAGCUUCAUGACAUUUUUUGCACUUUUUCAUGGAUUGCUUUGUCUUUUUGGGAGUAUCGGAGUCUAGGUUUUUAGAUGGUAAAGGAAGAGGAAUGUUGGACAUGUGGAAAAGGUCCCUGCCACCAGUGGAUCAAACCAAAAGGAUAAGAUGGAGGACAGCUAGGAUGGAGGACAGCUAGGAUGGAGGACAGACGCCAACCAGAACAUAAGGAAACAUUACAGAAACACAUUGGGACUUGGCUCUAAUUGUUUUUCAUCAUUUAAAAAAAAAAGUGAACUGAUUCAUCCAUUUGAAGGAGAAAACAUGUCAUCUAAUGAACCAAACAUUCUCGGUAAUAUAUUGAUCCAUUUGCAAACUUACUCUCCCUAUCAACAGUCGGUGAAUACAUUCAGUAGAGUAACUGGAAAUAGAUCAAGCGUCCUUCUGUUACGCUGUGCUCUACUCCGCCAGUCAGGCCGAAGGGGUGGGGCUGCAUCUGAAUGUAGGAGGGGUUUGAGAUGGAAUGGGCGGGGCUUAUUAAAAUAAUGGCUUAUUUUGUUAUCUACGUUUAGGGGGCACUGUGAGGCAAGAGAUAAAGGGAUUCAAUGAGGUGUGUUUUUUUUAUUUUUAAUAUAUGUUUAAUUCCUCUUUGCUUGAAUCUGUUCCGUGCUUAUACCCAUUACCGGUAUAACUGACUUGUCUCCUAAAAAAUGAUGUGUUGUCGAUUUUAUCAAAUGUGCAUGCCUAUGGGUGAAAGUCUUCGUCUGCGUGCUUGGAAUUAGGUCUGUAACCUCUGUUUUUCAAUGUUUUGCGUUUGUCUUCAUGUUAAAAUGCAACAGAGUCUCCCAUGUACCCACCUACUUCCCCAAGAGUCAUUCAUACCCUCUAGUUACUGAAUGACACCAACAUUGUCCUCUUGUUUUCUUUUUCAUUUGCCUUAUUUGUUUCCUCGGUAUUCUAAAAAGAAAGAAAACUUGCCUCUUUUGUGUUGUAAUGAUUACAGUCAUGAAGGUUAUUGUUGUUCAUUUUAAAUGAACUUCAGGGCCUGUGAGGGCUUUUGAGGGGAAGAUCACAUACAUUUUAAAUGAACUUCAGGGCCUGUGAGGGCUUUUGAGGGGAAGAUCACAUACAUUGCCUUGACGUCUUAGAGAUUCUUCGAGGGGUCCCUAAGCUAGUCCCAAAAUAGGGGUUAGACAAAUCCAUAUUUUUGACAAUUGAGCGGUUUCUGUAUAUAAAGAAGGCUGAAGGUACGUAGGGAAAAACAUUUACCCAAAGGGGAUUGUAUUUUAGAAAUAUAUUAUUUUAUUCAUUAAAAAGGGGUCAAAAACAGGUACGAGACAAAAACAGAAUAUUUGUAUAGUUUUGUUUGAAUGCCUAAGAAGUAUGGUUGUAUUGAUUGUAUAUAGUGUAAAUACCUGGGAUAAAAAUGAGCUAUGUGCAUGAAAAACAUGAACAAAGGUUAAAAAACAAAACACUAAACAAAAGCAGUAGUGGCUAUGCUCUGUAAAAUGAUUCUAACUAUUUCACUAUAAGAGUAUUUUAUUUUAUUUUGAUUGUUCUUGAGAAGAACAUUUUGCUAAAGCAUGACAUUAUUGCGAAUACUAAAAAGUUUUAAAAAAUAUAUAUAAUGUAUUUAGAGAUAGGAGAAAUCUGCAAAAUGAUCUUAAGACAUGUAUGGUUAUGUUUACAUUUUUGUUUUGGGCUACCAAGAAUCUUUUGCCAAUGGUGCCAAGUAAUGUGAAUGCUAUAUUGCUUAACAAGAGAAUUAAGUUAAUCUUAUCAGAACAGAUAAUCAUACAAUGAAAUAGACACUAACAUUGAAGACCACAAGGUCCCAUCACGACUGGCAGCGAAUCACAGAUAGAGGUACACUUUGCAGAGGGAGAAAUAUUUCUACAGCAACUUUUAAGUCUCCUGUUUCUCAUCCGUUAUCACACGUCAGAACAACCCAAGAUGUUUUGUUUGUUGCCAUCAUCACCAAAUACACAGGGAUCACUUUGUCAGUAACAUUUCAAAUGCAAAAGAAAGGUGUGCUUUAUUUGAACCGUAUGAGAGAAGGGUGGUGGUGUCAAUCUCUUAGCAUGUUCAUAUGGAUUGUGUUCAUAUAAAGAUUGUAAAUGGCAACCGUGUCUGUGGGAAUCUCAGCCCUGUUUCUUGUUGUUGUUGUUUAGAGUUGAGGUUGAUUGAACAUGUGUUUCAUAGGACAACUCACGGGGGAUGAAAUAGACGAUAUCAACUUGUCAAACUGCUGACACAAGACAUUUUGUUUUUACGUUUGGGCUGGAAGCUUAACUUUACCCAGGCCUGUCAGGGUCUGGACAGACCAGAGUCAACAUGUAAUGUGGCCAACAGUGAAUGAUGUGUAGCAUCGCUGGCAUUCUUUGUAAAAGUAAACGAGUCAUUUGCCUGCAGAAGCAACACUUUAAACAAUCGAAAGUGCAACAACAACAACAAAAAGAAACGGAUGGAGUUUAUGGUGAAACAUAUGAACCAUUAUGGAUCGUUGCAGCUAAAUCAAUGAGCCAAAAGGAGUGAUCUGUAAGCGUAACAAGAUGCACCACUACUAUUAUAGCAACUUCUGAGGAAGAAUACAAUGUAUGUGUCUGGUUCAUAAUGGGGUAUGUGAGGGCAGUGUUUGAAAGAUGAUGAAAUGAAAUGUGGGAAGUGGGAACAGACCCAUUGAUACCAGUUGAUUAUACUGUAUCUGUGAAUGCAUGAUAGAGACUAUCCAAUGGUAUUCAAUCCUAGGCCAUACGUGUCUGCUGGUUCUUGCAGUUCUGCUGAAAUAUAUUAUAUUCCUAUAAGAACAUGCCAUUGGACAAUUACAUUUUGUUGUUUUAAAUGCUGAAAUGCAUCUCAAGACACUGUUGGCUGUUCUGAUGUUUUUGUUUUUAUGUACUUCUGGGUUUAUUUCUCUGUAUGUGUGUGUUUAUUUCACAGAGACUUGAUAUGUAAACCUAUUUUCAGAGUGUUUAUGUAGAAAGUGCCUAAUCAUAUCCUGAUUGAUCGCACAAAGCCAAUGUCAGGAAGCAUGCAAGGUACCUAAAGGAGGAAAACAUGGCUUUGGAGAUACCAAUAGCAACUGAUCCAUAAUUCUUUAGGACCACCGUAUAUCAAGUACAUACAAUAUAUCAAUCCAAAACCAUCACCCAAAUCAUUCCAGUGACAGUGUUCCCUUAACCCACGGAGCGCAUUCCAUCUUGUCAACAUUCAUUUUCUAUUGGAACUGCCUGUUGAAACCAUGAGAAUUAGAUUCCAUAACUUCUGUGGUUUUAUUGCCUUGCAUUCAUCAUUCUGGUAGUGGUAAGAAUGCCAGCCAAUACACUGCUGUGGCCAUAUGAGAAGGUUUUAUUAUGCUUGCAUGGGUAACAUAGUUAACUGGGUGACUGAACUGCACCCAAAGCAUGCUUAUUUUUCUAGAAUCGGUAGUUAGACUUUUAAAGACUUGCUGUUCUGUAAAACGAAGAACGUUGGUUUGACGUGUCACAGAACUCUGAAAGACGGAGGGCAUGUGAUUGGAGGGAAGAGGAGAACCCUUAAAAUACAAACUAUGAUCAAUCUGCAGUAUUUACUGACCAUAUUUCCAGGGGUAGCAUGAGGGCAAGUUUUUCUAGAAGCAAGUUGAAACUUUUUUUAACACAUUUUAUUUUUCAUUCAUUUGGAUAUAGAGAUGGUGUGCUCUCAACUUCAAAUACCUGAACAGUUCGGACACUCUUUUGGCAGUAUACUGCAAGUAUUAUACUAGACAACACACACACACACACACACACACACACACACACACACACAGGCAACAGUACACUGCACUGGACAUAUCCAGAUAUGCAGAUAGAUAUGUCAAGGCACAGUCAGUCUCACUUGUACACAGUUCAGCAGAUGGAGCUCAUCAUUGUGUUAUUUUCCUCGCCUGCUCCUAGUCCUAGGGAACGGCUCACCUCCCUUCCGUCUUUUACUCAGGGUGCCAAAAUGGGGAGGAGGAAGUGGAGCAGGACACUGAUUGGUGAUUCACUGCAGAGAGAGAGGACAUACUGUAUUGAAGUAGGAUAGGAAGAUGCAACACCCCUCAACAGAACUUUCUGGUCAAGACAGGCAAAGGAUUACUAUGAUCCUGGAUACAUUACUGUUAUCCAUUUCCUCUCAGAUAAGUAAGCUGAACUGAGGAGAGAUGUAAGGACACUAAAUCAGAAAUAGGGGAUACAAAACAUUGUAGUGUAGCUAAUUAUAAUUGAGACAAGUUGAUCACUUGGCUACAGCUCAGACAGAAAGGAGUUUGCAUUAUGGGGCACUAUGGCUUGAAGUCUAUUGGAAAUGCUUCACUUUCUUUUAAAGACUAUGCUAAUGAGUAUAGUAACAUUUCAACCUUUGACCUCCUCUGACUUGAUGUUUCUCAGUAAAACAAGGACUUGCUAUGUAAUAGUAUCACACACAGCUUCAAAUAGUCUAUCGAGUUAUUCUCAGUUCUACAUUUCAUCUCAGUUAUGGGUGAUGACAUGGUGAAACAUUUGAGUGGGGUCUUCCUGAGACUUUGAGGCAGUUGAAGAUGACCAGAUAUUAAAGGGACAGAUGUUUCAGAAAAAAGCCCUUCAGGAAUGGCUGACAGCCAUUUUCUGGGUGGUAUGACAGGUUAGCUAUAGAAACAGGCACUUCAUAUGGAUAUGAUUACCUUCAUUACACUCUGCUAAUUGACCCGAGGGACUAGCUUUCCUCCUCUACCUUUGUCAAUGCACCCAAACUACUGAAAGGUAGGCACAUCAGGACCACAGAGCAGAAACCAUCUCACAACGUUUUCCACUUGUGGACACAGAGCAAUAAGCAUUAUUUUGUGGAGACCUAUAGACCUAGUGAAGAUAGAAAAAGAUUGGACACAUUUAGUUGACGUACUCUUAUGCAAAUGCCAGUAUUGCAAGACAAGCAUUCAGUAGUUUAUGGACAGCAAUUAUAUGGCACCCUUUACCGAACUGCACGUUUUCAUCAAUUCCAAACCAAGAAGAAAAAAAAUGGCCCUUCUUUUAAACAAAGUCGUGGGUCCUCGACACUUUGCAUGUGAACUAGUGUUAGAUACAUUUUCCUCUCCUCUAUAACUGUCUUCCUCUCGGUCUUUCCCUGUUGUGACCCUCUCUUUCUCUCCUUCCCCUAUUAUUUCAACCACUCCUUUUUCCCGUUCUCCUAAUGUGUAUUGCUUUCUCCUACUUUUUCUUCCCCUUCUUUCUUGUUUGUUAGUUUUGUUUUUGUAAUUGUGCAUGUACAAGUGUCACUGACUCGAUGGAUAUGUAAAAAAAAAAAUAAUAAGAGAUUUCAGCUGCUGAAGCCAUGCAAAACGUUUUGAAAUGCCCUUAAAAUAUGGAAGAUGUUUUCUGAAUGCUUUAUAUUCUUUCUGCUGUAAAAUAAUAAAAAAAGAAAAAAAUGAAGAAAACAAACAACAUUUGAUUUUGUCU
This is a messenger RNA of Oncorhynchus keta (chum salmon), 11287 nucleotides long. RefSeq names its product calmodulin-binding transcription activator 1-like. The coding region runs from base 203 to 5593 and encodes 1796 amino acids. The record is from RefSeq and is a predicted model, not a curated record. Gene Ontology annotation, biological process: regulation of transcription by RNA polymerase II. Lineage: Eukaryota; Metazoa; Chordata; Actinopteri; Salmoniformes; Salmonidae. Gene Ontology annotation, cellular component: nucleus. Gene Ontology annotation, molecular function: double-stranded DNA binding; transcription coregulator activity; protein binding. The transcript has 23 exons.